Molecule: messenger RNA, 2497 nt
Organism: Hypomesus transpacificus
Lineage: Eukaryota; Metazoa; Chordata; Actinopteri; Osmeriformes; Osmeridae
Exons: 5
Coding region: 1321-2124 (267 amino acids)
Source: RefSeq, a predicted model, not a curated record
CACAGGAGAAACAGCUUACGUUUUUUUUUAUAGUAACUGACCGCACUAAUUCUCAACACUGAGAAUAGUGGCACCUGAGGCACAUUUGACUGGCUAUCGCGACCAAUCACUCACCUCGGUUUGAGGUUCGAGAGACAAUCAGUAGUCGCGAAAUCUUCUACUGUGUCCAAUCGGAUCUCACCCUGUCCAUAAUUGCGUCACACCCUAGGCCGGUUUAGCCAAUCGGCACAGGUCCAUCUCCAAUUACGUCACACGGCACUGAGCCAUAGCAACGGCGUUUACAACCCCAGAGACCUCCGAAGAUGUGAAGUGACAGAAAGUCGCGUCAGUUAGUAUCGUCUUUGCGAGUCAUUGCAGAAUACACAAUUUCCAGCGGUUUGCAGUACCGUACAACGAAAUACAUACAUAGCUAGUUAAAAAAGAAUCUGGUUGACAUUUCAAUACAUGUUAUCAUUCAUUAGGUAAAUGACAAGUAAUAUCACACAUUUUAGAGUUUGUCAUGUAGCUAGAUUUCCUCAGGUACCGUAUCUAGAGUAAGUACUGUAGACUGCAUUAAUUAGCUACAGUAGUAGCUGGCAUUUACUUAUUAAAGGAAUUACUAGUGGGCUACUGUAGCAACAGAUGUUAUUCGGACUAGCAACCGCAAUAUUUAUCCUGCUAUAUAUUAUCGAUAUCACUGGGGUCCAAAUAAAAUUAAAAAACAAACUUUUUAAUUUGUGGUAAUAAAGAAUGAAAAUAAAGAACAUUUAUUGAAAAAUAUUACUUUAUAAAUAUUAUCUGUUAAGUAACUAGCUGUAACAAUAAAUACAUGUUAUUUUAUUAGUGUGAAACAUUGCUCCUUUUACCUUUAAAUGUCGAGUUUAAAAAGCCACAAAGGUAUGGGGGAUGGGGAAUGGAUGUCCUGUUUGAAGAAGUUUGCCAGCUCUGGGGUUUGGCCUGCUAAUGCAGGCGACAGGCCAUCCCCAAGACAGAAGAGGUGGUACAACCUCUUUCAAAAGGUAUGUAAAAUGACCAAACAUCACUGAAAAACAUUUAUGUAUUCUGAUGGCCUAUGAAAGAUGAUGAAUUGCCAGAAAUACCAGUCACAGUAUGGGACCUUAAUAAGGAUAAUGAACAGCAACUUCAGUGUCAUGUUUAGUCACCAAUAAAAGAUUAUGUCAAAACGUUCCAUUUCUAUUGGAUUGUUUUCUGUAAAAAAUAUGUUUUAAUUGUUUUAAAUGCUGUUUGGUGGGACACAGCAGUGUACUUGUGGCUUUCACAACUCAAAGGUAAUGUGCAUGAGACUUUUUGACACCAAAACACUAAAAUAAUCACUUUGUGAUGUGCUCAGUCAUGGGAUGUCUGACAUGGAUCUCUCUGUCCCUAAUCCGGCCAACCACUGGACAAACGGAGGCACAGACUUCUACCUAUGCCCCUCCUCCACUGGGAAUGGCCUCUGCCUCUGUCUCGGCCGCUGUCCCAGUACCUGCACGGCCCACACUGAAUUUGUCCAUGUUUUCUAAACCACGAUUUGGAAGCUCACAUGGCGCUGCUGCAAAGCCCAAUGUGAAUGUGGUUAGGAAAGCGAAGCCUCUGUCCAGUCCUCCCACCAUAUCAGGAGACACCCAGGCCAAUGCCAGCUCAUCUAUUGCCUCUGUGAGGCCCAGCACAGCUUCAAGCCUCAGCACUGUUGUCUCCGAGGCCAGCACCGGUCCUGCAAUUGCUGCUCCACCAGGCUCUGCCCUGAUAUACCAUCAGGCUCCAACACCGGACCGCUUUUUUGCCCACAGGCUCUUGGUAUGGAUACCCUAUCACUUGUGGAAAGUGAGGGUAUUCUGCCAAACCUGUGGGAAGCAGCUGACGGGGUAUGGUGUGCACAAUAGGGUGCGGAAGGUCCUGGACGUGGACCGCUACUACCUGAUGGUGACGGAGACACUAAGGUGCACUGUGUGUUGCCUGACCCAUCUGGCAACCAGUCAGGCUGUCCUGGACCAGCUGGACCUGCCUCACAGGAGGAAGUUCAGGAUGAUCCUGACACGCUUAUAUGCUUGCGACAUACGGUUGAUCCACAUGUUGUGGGAACAGACCCUUGGCAACAGCCGGGCGUGCUUGGUGAACCAGCUGCGGGAGAACCCUGGGGAAUAGUGGUUGGACCUCCUGGCCGACUACUUGGCCUUGUGCGGUCUUUGUUGCCAAGCCCAGCUUCUUCCCAGUGACCUGCCAGGAGCCUCCACAGCCAGUCGAUGUCCCAACCAGCCGGUGGGUGCUGUCAGUGUAUGGAAGGGACAUCAUCAGACGGAUGGACCAUAUAAAGACGUCCAUCACGUCAACCUUUGGGUCCAUUUUAAAGAUUGACUCCACCAAGAAUGUAAUACGAAACACAAUGAAAACAUGAAUCCUCACUGACUUGUAUUCUUGGAAGCAUGCAUACACACACACCCAUGCCUUUGAUUAAGACUGCAGUAAUAAAUACACUUCUGUGUUUAGUUUACAGACUUUCUUUUGAAAGCUGUCAUUA